Myripristis murdjan (pinecone soldierfish) is the source of this 1748-nucleotide messenger RNA. It is a transcript of the gene chrne, whose product is annotated as cholinergic receptor, nicotinic, epsilon. Gene Ontology annotation, cellular component: postsynaptic membrane. Gene Ontology annotation, biological process: monoatomic ion transmembrane transport. Gene Ontology annotation, molecular function: transmembrane signaling receptor activity; acetylcholine-gated monoatomic cation-selective channel activity. The transcript is spliced from 12 exons. The record is from RefSeq and is a predicted model, not a curated record. Lineage: Eukaryota; Metazoa; Chordata; Actinopteri; Holocentriformes; Holocentridae. The coding region runs from base 1 to 1503 and encodes 500 amino acids.
AUGGUGAUGAUGAUUAUUGUGGACAACCCAACAGUGGAGUGCAAUGAGGAGGCAGGGCUGAUUAGCGACCUGUUCACAAAUUACAACAAGAAUAUUCGCCCAGUGCAGCAUCCCGAAGACAAGGUGGAGGUGAUGAUCAAGAUGACCCUCACUAACCUCAUCUCCCUGAAUGAAAAGGAGGAGACCCUUACAACCAAUGUGUGGAUUGAGAUUCAAUGGAGCGAUUAUCGCCUUGCCUGGAACUCAUCUGACUAUUACGGCAUUGAGAUUAUUCGUGUGCCGUGCAAAACGGUUUGGCUGCCUGACAUCGUCCUUGAGAACAACAUUGAUGGCAAGUUUGACGUGGCCUACUAUGCCAAUGUAUUGAUCUCCAGUAAUGGGUGGAUGUAUUGGCUGCCUCCUGCCAUCUAUCGCAGCACUUGUGCAAUUGAGAUCACCUACUUCCCCUUUGAUUAUCAAAACUGCACCUUAGUAUUCAGGUCCCAGACAUACAGCGCCAAUGAAGUGAACCUCAUCUUGGCUGUUGGGGAGACUGGGGAGACUAUUGAGUGGGUGGACAUUGACCCUGAGGCCUUCACAGAGAACGGUGAGUGGGCCAUUGUCCAUCGUCCCGCCAGAAAGCUGAUCAACGCACGUUAUUCCCCGGAUGACCUGGAGUAUCAAGAGGUCUUUUUCAAUCUGAUCAUCCAGAGAAAGCCUCUCUUCUACAUCAUCAACAUCAUCCUGCCCUGCUCACUCAUCUCCUCCCUUGUCGUGCUGGCCUAUUUCUUACCUGCACAAGCUGGGGGGCAGAAGUUGACUGUGUCCAUCUCUGUCUUGCUGGCUCAGACUGUCUUCCUCUUUCUUAUUGCUCAGAAGAUCCCUGAGACAUCCCUCUCUGUCCCUCUCAUUGGCAAGUACCUGAUCUUUGUCAUGUGCGUGACGACUCUCAUCGCUACCAAUCAGAUUGUGGUCCUCAACUUCUCCCUGCGCAGCCCCAGUACUCACACAAUGUCCCAGACCCUCAAACAUGUGUUCCUGGAGUUGGUGCCCAACAUCUUGCGCAUGCGCCCACUGGUGGGUGACAGCGAGGUGAAAGCAGAGGUAAACGGAGUGCGGGGGCGGCGGCGGAGCUCCUUUGGCCUAAUGCAGAGAGCAGAGGAAUAUGUGCUGAAACAACCACGCAGCGAAAUGAUGUUUGACAAACAAAGAGAGAGGCAUGUGGCUGACAUGGACAUCAGCAGCACAGCCAACCUGUAUAAGAGCUUGGCUCAAGCUGCGCCUGAAAUCAAGCAGUGUGUGGAUGCCUGUAACUUCAUUGCUGAGAGCACAAGACAGCAAAAUGAUAUUGGAUCUGAAAUGGAGAGCUGGGUACUGAUUGGAAAGAUGAUUGACAAGGUGUGUUUCUGGGCUGCCAUUCUCCUGUUUACUGUUGGCACAGUGGGAAUCUUCCUGUCAGGACACUUCAACCAGGUGCCAGAAUUUCCAUUUCCUGGGCAGAGCAAAAGAUACACACCGAGUUAAAAAAUGCUUCAGUGCCCUCAAGACCUUAUCAAGGGUCACUGCACCUCAUGCUGUCUAUAAGAGUUGGCGGACUUCCUCUUUUCCAAUCAGGCUACGAUUCAGGGUUGAGCCCAUGUAGCAGGGAUUUAAUGUCACAUCUGUGUGUGUAUAUAUUCACAUCUCAUGUUCAUAAGGUGCACUACAGGCAUUGUCCUAAGAGUGUUUUGAUACAAACAUGCAACUUCUGUACAGAUGCUCCUGAGAGA